This is a messenger RNA of Ogataea angusta, 1299 nucleotides long. RefSeq lists its product as uncharacterized. The transcript has a single exon. Bases 1 to 1299 code for a protein of 432 amino acids. Gene Ontology annotation, biological process: proteasome-mediated ubiquitin-dependent protein catabolic process. Gene Ontology annotation, cellular component: proteasome regulatory particle, base subcomplex. Lineage: Eukaryota; Fungi; Ascomycota; Pichiomycetes; Pichiales; Pichiaceae. The record is from RefSeq and is a predicted model, not a curated record. Gene Ontology annotation, molecular function: ATP binding; proteasome-activating activity; ATP hydrolysis activity.
AUGCCUAGCGGCAAGAAGAAGGACCAGGACAAGAAGAAGGAGAAGCCUAAGUACGAGCCUCCUGUCCAGACAAAGACCUUUGGAAGAAAGAAACGCAAGGGAUCAGACAACAUCGCCAAGUUACCCUCUGUGCUGCCGAACACGCGGUGCAAGCUCAAAUUGCUCAAGCUCGAGCGGAUCAAGGACCACCUGUUGCUUGAGGAAGAGUUCGUCACCAACCAGGAGAUUUUGCAGCCUACGGAACAGAAACAAGCAGAGGAGAGAGAAAAGAUUGACGACAUCAGAGGAACGCCAAUGUCGAUUGGAACGCUUGAGGAGAUCAUUGACGAUGACCACGCCAUCGUGUCGUCUUCCAGCGGUCCCGAGUACUACGUGUCGAUCCUCUCGUUUGUGGACAAGGGACUUCUAGAGCCAGGAUGUCAAGUGCUUUUGCAUCACAAGACCGUCUCCAUCGUGGGAGUCUUGCAAGAUGAGGCAGAUCCUAUGGUGCACGUGAUGAAGAUGGACAAGUCGCCGACCGAGUCGUAUGCAGACAUUGGAGGAUUAGAGUCGCAGAUCCAGGAGAUCAAGGAGGCCGUCGAGCUGCCGCUUACACAUCCAGAAUUGUACGAGGAAAUGGGUAUCAAGCCGCCAAAGGGCGUGAUAUUGUACGGUGCGCCAGGUACAGGAAAAACGUUGCUGGCCAAGGCAGUGGCGAACCAGACGAGUGCGUCGUUCCUCAGAAUCGUUGGUUCCGAGCUGAUCCAGAAGUAUCUGGGAGACGGCCCGCGCAUGUGCAGACAGCUGUUCAAAGUGGCGAGCGAGAACGCUCCUUCUAUUGUGUUCAUCGACGAGAUCGACGCGAUCGGCUCAAAGAGAUACGAGUCCUCGUCGGGAGGCGAGAGAGAGGUCCAGCGUACGAUGCUGGAGCUUCUGAACCAGCUGGACGGGUUCGACGACCGGGGCGACGUCAAGGUGAUCAUGGCUACAAACAAAAUCGAGAGUCUGGACCCUGCGCUGAUCAGGCCGGGCAGAAUCGACAGGAAGAUACUGUUCGAGAACCCGGACCCUGCUACGAAAAAGAAGAUCCUGACCAUCCACACCUCCAAGAUGAACAUCGCGCCCGACGUGGACCUAGACACACUGAUCAACACCAAAGAAGACUUUUCCGGUGCAGACAUCAAAGCCAUCUGUACGGAGGCCGGGUUGCUGGCUUUGCGUGAAAGACGGAUGCAGGUGAUAGCCGAGGACUUCAAGCAGGCCAAGGAGCGUGUUCUGAAGAACAAGAUCGAGGAGAACCUCGAAGGCUUGUAUUUGUAG